This is a messenger RNA of Anolis sagrei ordinatus, 948 nucleotides long. RefSeq names its product peroxiredoxin 4 (gene PRDX4). Gene Ontology annotation, molecular function: thioredoxin peroxidase activity. Gene Ontology annotation, cellular component: endoplasmic reticulum; cytosol. NCBI's taxonomy places the organism in Eukaryota, Metazoa, Chordata, Lepidosauria, Squamata, Anolidae. The record is from RefSeq and is a predicted model, not a curated record. Gene Ontology annotation, biological process: response to oxidative stress; cell redox homeostasis; cellular response to stress.
CUCCCCCUCCGCCUCCUCCCCCUCCUCCUCCCGCGCGGGGCCUGCAGCUGCCUUCUUUCCCGUGCGGCGCGAGCCAUUCCCGAGGCAACCAUGGAGCCUCGAGCGAGCGACGGCCCCGCGGCCCGGGGGCGACCGUUAACGGCUGUCUUCCGGCUGUCUUUGGUGCUGCUGCUGGCCAUGAUCUCGGCGCCGGAUGAAGCGGAGGGCUGGGGCGACAAGAAGUGCCACUACUACGCCGGGGGAGAGGUGUACCCGGGCGAGGCGGGCAGGGCCCACGUCACGGACCACUCGCUGCACCUCAGCAAGGCCAAGAUUUCUAAACCAGCACCUGAAUGGGAAGGAACAGCAGUCAUCAAUGGAGAGUUUAAAGAACUAAAAUUGUCAGAUUUUGAAGGGAAAUACCUUGUUUUCUUCUUUUAUCCUCUUGACUUCACAUUUGUGUGUCCAACCGAAAUAAUUGCCUUCAGUGACAGAAUUGAAGAAUUCAGAGCAGUAAAUGCUGAAGUAGUAGCUUGCUCUGUAGAUUCGCAGUUCACUCAUCUAGCAUGGAUCAAUACACAACGGAAACAAGGAGGACUUGGACCUGUGAAGAUACCACUUCUUUCUGAUUUGACACACCAGAUCGCAAAGGAUUAUGGUGUUUAUCUAGAGGACCAAGGACAUGCUCUUAGAGGCCUGUUCAUUAUUGAUGACAAAAAAAUUCUUCGACAAAUAACAAUGAAUGACCUUCCCGUUGGAAGAUCUGUGGAUGAAACUAUUCGUCUAGUACAAGCAUUCCAGUAUACCGAUAAACAUGGAGAAGUUUGUCCUGCUGGAUGGAGACCAGGCAGUGAAACAAUAAUUCCGGAUCCUGCAGGAAAACUGAAGUAUUUUGGUAAAAUGAACUAACUACAAUUUUUCAAAAACACAAUUAAGAUAUUGUCAAUAAAGUUCUGCUACUUUUGAUAA